Messenger RNA from Saprolegnia parasitica CBS 223.65, 297 nucleotides. RefSeq names its product 30S ribosomal protein S9. NCBI's taxonomy places the organism in Eukaryota, Oomycota, Saprolegniomycetes, Saprolegniales, Saprolegniaceae. Gene Ontology annotation, molecular function: RNA binding; structural constituent of ribosome. Gene Ontology annotation, biological process: translation. The transcript has a single exon. The record is from RefSeq and is a predicted model, not a curated record. Bases 1 to 297 code for a protein of 98 amino acids. Gene Ontology annotation, cellular component: cytosolic small ribosomal subunit; ribosome.
AUGGACAUGGUCGACUACUUUACGCGCGACACGCACCGCCACGAGCUCCUCCUUCCGUUCCUCGAGAUCAAGCGCCUCGGUCAUUUUGACGUGAUGGCCAACGUCCGCGGCGGUGGCCUCAGCGGCCAGGCCGGCGCCGUGCGCCACGGCAUCAGUCGCGCGCUGGAAAAGUAUAACCCGGACUACCGCGUGCCGCUCAAGAAGGCUGGCUUCAUGACGCGUGACCCGAGAAUGGUCGAACGCAAGAAGCCCGGUCAGAAGAAGGCGCGCAAGCAAUUUCAGUGGGUUAAGAGAUAG